Fundulus heteroclitus (mummichog) is the source of this 2135-nucleotide messenger RNA. It is a transcript of the gene glmna, whose product is annotated as glomulin, FKBP associated protein a. Gene Ontology annotation, molecular function: ubiquitin-protein transferase inhibitor activity. The transcript is spliced from 18 exons. Bases 182 to 2017 code for a protein of 611 amino acids. Gene Ontology annotation, cellular component: cytoplasm. The record is from RefSeq and is a predicted model, not a curated record. Lineage: Eukaryota; Metazoa; Chordata; Actinopteri; Cyprinodontiformes; Fundulidae.
CCCAGCAUCUGCUUUGCUGUAGACUGCGGGGUUUGACUGCUCACCGUAGCCUUGGAUAACCCUCAUGUAGGUGUGUUUUUGAAUACCACGCGUCUUGUGUGCGACGCUUCAACUUGCAUUGUUGAUUUCUUGCUUUGAAGGGUUGCUUGAUGAAGAUCCAGCCCAUGCGAGGACAGCAGAGAUGGCUCUGGAGCAGCUCAGUGAUGUGGUGCAGAGAUGUGAGGCCCUCGCAGAUGACAGCUACACCUCAGACGAUCAUGACGUCUUCACGAUUGCUGGACGCACCUGCAUCGAGGAGGGGAACAGCCCGCAGGUCCUCAGCAUCGUCCUGGAUGACAAGAACCAGAACAUAGUGAGGAGUAUGGGCUGGAAUCUGCUGCCUCCGCUGGUUCAGGUGCUGCUGAAGAAAGAGGACCAGCAUCUCCCUCAGUGUCUGGCCAUUUUUAACCACCUGUUAGAGACCUGUAGACCUAAGGAGUUGCUGAUUGGCCUCUUGGAGCAGCUGGAACAUGAUGAUCCUGAUGGAAUCGCUGAGCGUCUUCGUCUACUUCUGAACCCCCUACAGAAAGUGCUGCUGCGCCUGGGCAGCCGCAAGGCGUCGUCCUUGGGUAUGACCCUGUCCUCCGUGCUGGACCAGCUGGCCAAACUGCCCAUCCCGAACACGAAGGAGCAAGAAGAGCACGACGUCUUUUCUCUUUGCCGUUGCUGCACUGACUUGAUACAGUUCGUCAGGCCCUUUGUGCAGGAGGCGAGACUGAAUCAGAGCGGGGAUAAUCAGCUGGAAAACUCCCACAGGACAGCCGGCGGACACGAUGAGGGAGCAGAGGAAGAGCUGCGGACAGAACUCCUGAAGUUCUGCAUGAAGACGCUGAGUCAGCCCUUGUUGGACGUACAGAUCAGGGAUGCAGAAACGCUGCCUCUGUCUCCCCUAAGAAGUUUUGCUACAGAAAUCCUGGACAUUCUUGGCGCUGUUGGAGAGUCCCUACCCAGUCUGGUGUUCCACCCUCUGCUGAAGAAGAAAGAGGUUCCAGGCUUCCUGGAGGAAGAGGUCCGUUAUCCGAAAAAUUCCCUGGCCAGCUUGGCCCACCUGGUCUUUGUUCAUCACCUGUCUGCCGAUACCUUCCCCAGUGUUUUCAGCCCUGUGUUCUGUCUACGCAGCAACAUGGAGCACAUUUCCAUUCUUCUGUCACGAACCGAGGACUCCAGGAUUCAGAAAGGUCUGGAGCUGUAUGAGAAGAGUCUGGUGCGGGUGGAGGAUGGCAGCCUGCCAGCAGAUCUGCUUGAGAUUAAAACCUUCCUCACCGUCCCUCAGAACUUAGUAAAGGUCAUGACGAUUUGUCCUAAGCAUGAUCUGAGGACUAAAGGACUGAAGGUGUUCCAGCUCAGCAUCGAUAAGUUCAGCGCUGAGGCCAAGUACAGAUUUUUCCAAUACAUCCUCAGGACAAGCAACCACUCAGGAGUGGAAGGCUACACCAUUAAAAACAUCAAGAAUCAGGUCGACGCUGCUCUGCAGCCAGGUAACAGUAACGUCUGGUUUGAGGGGGCUCACCUGCUGCCUCUGCUGCGGAAGGUAUUCAGUCUUCCUGACGGACCAGAGACGGACCUCCUGCAGUACCUGGACAGAGUCAUGGAGUCUCUGAACCUGCUGCGCUACCUCGUCAUCAGAGACAAAGUAACAGAGAACCAGACGGGCAUCUGGACAGAGCUGUAUAAAAUAGAGGAUACCUUCAUGAAGCCACUGCGCGUUGGGCUCAACAUGUCGAGAGCCCACUAUGAGAGGGAGCUGCAGGACACCAUGGAGAGCAAAAGGAAGAAAGCCAAAGAGGAGUCCGUUCUGUCUGUGUCGGUGGGCGGGGAGAGGCUGCCAAAAAUGACGUCAGAGUCUCAGAUUCAGGCUCUCCACUCGGCGCUGCACACGUUUGACAUGAUCGAGAGCGUGUUGGUGCGGAUAGAGGAACUGAUCGAGGUGAAGGACGGCCUGGAGUCUGCAGGAGAGCCUCACCCCCUCAGGGCCUAGCAGACUAAAGGCUGUGGUUUAUUUCUCCCAUAUGUAAAUGCAUCGUUUCAGUCAUGUAACUGUUGUUUCUCCUCCCUAUGAGAUUUGUAGCAUUCAGUAAAGAUUUUCUACAGUGAAA